This is a messenger RNA of Phycodurus eques (leafy seadragon), 1542 nucleotides long. RefSeq names its product golgin subfamily A member 7-like. Lineage: Eukaryota; Metazoa; Chordata; Actinopteri; Syngnathiformes; Syngnathidae. The coding region runs from base 130 to 606 and encodes 158 amino acids. Gene Ontology annotation, biological process: Golgi to plasma membrane protein transport; protein targeting to membrane; peptidyl-L-cysteine S-palmitoylation. Gene Ontology annotation, cellular component: palmitoyltransferase complex; Golgi stack. The transcript is spliced from 6 exons. The record is from RefSeq and is a predicted model, not a curated record.
AAAGGGGCGAACGUUUACCAUGGCCGAGGUACGUCAUACUGGUAUUUAUUCCUGUUUGGAAAUAUUUGAGCGGUAUUUUACCGUAUCUUAGCAAGUAAACUACAUAAAUUCGGUCAGCUGUUGUUUGUGAUGGCAGCGACGGACUUUAACGGUUGCAAUAACCAAGUUCCUACAGCAAACACUCACAGUUUACAGGACAUCCAGCAGCCUUUUUUCGCCAUCAAGGUGUUCAUCCAGAGAGACUACAGCUCAGGAACUCUCUGCAAGUUCCAGAACAAGUUCCCCACGGAACUCGAAAACAGGAUGGAAAGACAACACUUUGAGGAGACCAUCCAGACUUUAAACAACCUGUAUGCUGAAGCAGAGAAACUUGGGGGGAAAUCCUACGUAGAGGGCUGCCUUGCCUGCCUCACUGCCUACACCAUAUUCCUCUGUAUGGAGACCCAGUAUGAAAAAGUGUUAAGGAAGGUCGCCAGAUACAUUAAGGACCAGAAUGAGAAGGUCUACAUUCCCAGGGGCCUGCUGCUUACUGACCCCAUAGAGAGAGGCCUCAGAGUUGUUGAAAUCACAGUCUGUGAAGACAGAAGUUUUGUCCCUACAAGAUAAACCCAGGACUGGUGACUGACUGAUCAUGUGCCCAAACAUACGCUCAGAUCUGUGGUUCUCCUGAAUCGGUGUACUGUAUAUAAUAAUUUCCUGCUCUAUUUUUUUAUUUAUAUACUGUAUACUCCACUGACUGCCUCUCUGUUUCUUUCUACAUGUGGUGGCUUUUGGUAUGUACAAAAUGAUGUAUAAAGCUAAUCAAGACUGGGCCUUUCAAAUAGUGCCAUUGUUAAACGUCAAUUGUGCUUUUCCUUGAAUAGUUAGACCAGUGUUUUGUGUCUAAUAUCUAGUUGGUCAGAGUUGCUGUAAAAUCAGAUGCGUGAUGAACUCGGUUGUCAUUAGGGACUGUGUAAAUGGCAGUAUUUCACAGUAUUCUUAAUUUUUAAAGUUGAGAUUUUUGUGAAUCCUAAAUUGGUAUUUUUUUUUUUUUACAGUUUUUAUAAUAAGACCAUUGUAAUUGUGACUCUUAAGUUGUAUGAGGCCAUUAUUGUGAAUGUUUGUUUUGUAUGAUCACCACAGAACCACUCCACAUUCCACACGUGCUUGCUAUUGUGGGGUUGUACUUCUCUUAUAAACUACAUUUAUUUCAAUCUGGGUUUCCUCAAACAUUUUCAGCUCAAGACGCAACAUAGAACUUGGUUCCUCUCGAGGAGCCAAGUUUUAAAAAAUUAAAUACUGUAGUGUACAUAUAUAUUAAUAAUGAAAAAUGCAACAUAGACUACGUGAAUAAAAAAAGAAACGGGUGACUGCUUGUUUAGCAAGGACAUCCCAUUUAACUUUUGUGACCCCCAGUAAAAAUUGAUGCGGCACCCAUAGUAGUGAUUAUUUGGGGAAACCUUGAUCGAAGUAAAUUGCCUUUCCUGUUAACCCUUAUGUCACUUCUGACCAGGGAAACAUUUAUUAAAUGAUCCUUUAAUAAACUAAAUGUACACAUAGUUA